This is a messenger RNA of Phodopus roborovskii (desert hamster), 317 nucleotides long. Its product is annotated as protein CTLA-2-beta-like. The transcript has 3 exons. The record is from RefSeq and is a predicted model, not a curated record. NCBI's taxonomy places the organism in Eukaryota, Metazoa, Chordata, Mammalia, Rodentia, Cricetidae. The coding region runs from base 18 to 317 and encodes 99 amino acids.
UGUCUUACUCCUUGAGAAUGACCUCUACUGCUCCUUCACGUGAUCCCAGUUUGGAUGCUGAAUGGGAGGAAUGGAAGAAGAAAUUUGGAAAAUCCUACAGCCAGGAUGAGGAAGGACGCAGAAGAGCAUUGUGGGAGGAAAAGAAGAAAAAAAUUGAGAAGCAUAAUGUGGAAUAUGAACAGGGCAAGGUCAGCUACUCCCUGGGCCUGAAUCAAUUUAGUGACAUGACGGAUGAAGAAUUCAGUAAAAAUUGCUGUGGAUUGUUAGUGCACACUGACGAGUCACCUAAAUCUGAGAAUUUGGAAAAGAACAGCUAA